GGCGGACGCGGGCUCACGUGAGGCGGCGGGAGGCGGGCACUGGCGGCGCGGCGGCGGUAGGCGGUGGGGCGGACAUGGCGGCCCGGUGCGGGGCCUGGGCGCGUCUCUGCCCGCUGCUGGCGCUGGCUGCUCUGGCGGGGCUGGGCGCUGCGGCCAAGAAUUCUGAGGAUGUCCGAUGUAAAUGCAUCUGUCCUCCUUACAAAGACCAUUUGGGCCACAUUUACAACAAAAAUAUUUCACAGAAAGACUGUGAUUGUCUUCAUGUGGUAGAGCCUAUGCCUGUCCCUGGACCUGAUGUAGAAGCUUACUGUUUACGUUGUGAAUGCAAAUAUGAAGAGAGAAGCUCUGUCACAAUUAAGGUUACAAUCAUCAUAUACCUGUCUAUUUUGGGCCUGCUUCUUCUGUACAUGGUAUACCUUACACUGGCAGAACCCAUACUGAAGAGACGUCUCUUUGGACAUUCACAGCUCAUACAAAGCGAUGAAGAUAUUGGGGAUCACCAGCCUUUUGCAAAUGCUCAUGAUGUGCUGGCUCGUUCUCGGAGCCGCGCCAACGUACUGAACAAAGUGGAGUACGCCCAGCAGCGUUGGAAGUUACAGGUCCAAGAGCAACGCAAGUCUGUCUUUGACCGUCACGUUGUGCUGAGUUAAUUGUGUCUCAGCAAAACAACUCCAGGGAAGUGAAGUGGACUAAUUGAAAGAGCUGACUUAGGUCUUCCUGAUCCUGCCAAUUCAGAAGGGUUUUCUUAAAUGGUUCAUUAUUCAUUUACAAAAAAAAAGUAAAGUAUUUGAACUUUGAAGGAAUGUACUGGAACAGAAGCAAUUUAAAAAACUUAGUUAACCAAAAGCUUAAAUCUUUACAUUUUCAAGUGGCUUUUGCUAAUAAAACUGAAAAGAGAACAAACCCAAAGGUAUCUUGGGUUGCCACUGUGGUACCUUAUUUACAUUUGCAACUUUAUGGUGGUUUUUAACUAUAUAUUUUUCUCUAGUAUUUAUGUGGUUAAAAAGUACCUGGGAACACAGUAAUUACUUGCAACUCACUAAUCACUUUAUGUAAACACCUUUUGUAAAUAUAUUUGGAUUUUCUUCUAACUGAUGCUAGGUACUGGAAAUCUAAAUCUUACAGUGUAGUUUUCUUACUGGAGAAUGAAAUCCUUAUUGCCUGUAUUCAUCAUUUGGUUUCUUGCACUCGUACUUUCAAGAUGCUUGUAUGUCAAGUGAUGUUUUCAGAUUUAAGGCAAAACUUAAAUGGACAGUGACUCUUUGAGCUCAUACUUGAAGUACUGUGGCGUAGAUAAACACAAGUGCAGUGCAUAUCAAGACAGUGUUGGAAUUUUGUUCUAUUUUGCUCUAAUAGCUUAAUAUAUUGUAUGUGAAUAUCUCUUUAAACAAAUCUUCACCCUCUCUUUCCAUGGGUAAAGUCUCAGGAUUUAGUGUAUGAUGAAAUAUUUAUUAUAAAAAUCUUUCUGCAGUUGUCAGGAUUGAUGGUGUAAGGCACAUACUGUAUCUAGCACCUGUCAUCUUGGGAGUUAGGUGUAUUUUUUUUAUCUGUGAUUCUGUACUCAUCUCUUUUAAGAGGUCUGCAGUUGCUAGAUGACUAACUUUCAUAUAUCCCCUUUCAAAUGUAACAGUUAAGGAUAAAACUGCUUUUUGAAAAACA
This is a messenger RNA of Columba livia (rock pigeon), 1659 nucleotides long. It is a transcript of the gene TMEM9B, whose product is annotated as TMEM9 domain family member B. Bases 75 to 650 code for a protein of 191 amino acids. Gene Ontology annotation, cellular component: lysosomal membrane. The transcript is spliced from 5 exons. Gene Ontology annotation, biological process: positive regulation of canonical NF-kappaB signal transduction. NCBI's taxonomy places the organism in Eukaryota, Metazoa, Chordata, Aves, Columbiformes, Columbidae. The record is from RefSeq and is a predicted model, not a curated record.